Messenger RNA from Drosophila simulans, 1230 nucleotides. RefSeq names its product ester hydrolase C11orf54 homolog. The record is from RefSeq and is a predicted model, not a curated record. The transcript is spliced from 2 exons. Gene Ontology annotation, cellular component: nucleus. Gene Ontology annotation, molecular function: zinc ion binding; hydrolase activity, acting on ester bonds. The coding region runs from base 172 to 1140 and encodes 322 amino acids. NCBI's taxonomy places the organism in Eukaryota, Metazoa, Arthropoda, Insecta, Diptera, Drosophilidae.
GAGACCCCAUCUGGUUUCAGCAGACAGUCGUGUUUGCAACGAUCUAGCGAGCGGUAGGUAGCCUCAGCGCGGCUAGAACACUUGGGCCAGAGAAAGGAAUCCAAACCUGAAUCGGAACGAGGCCAGAAUCGCAAUAAGGAGCAAAGUAACUAGGACACACCUCCAGCCAAAAUGAGCCAGAACCAACUCAGUACGGAGCAACUGCUCUUCGAGGAGAAGCCGCUGUACGUGCCCCCAUUGUCGGAGUUACAGAACGUUAUACAGGGUGCCCUGGCCGCCAACUUCGCCAAUGUGGACGUCAGUGUGGGUCCUUGUCCGGAUCUGAAGGCCAAGCAGUUCGGCCUGGUGGAGAGUGGACUGGGCGGCAAGCCCACGCUGCUGGAGGCGGGAGGCCCGCCCUUCCUGCUGCCCCUCGUGCAGCGAGAUAAGCUGUACAACAUCGCCGAGAUCACGCGGAAGAUCCAGGGCCCCGGCACGGUGUUCGCCGUUGGUGCCGGAGCGGGACCCUGGCCCAUCCGGGGGUCCAACUGCGAGGGCAUCUUCAACUUGUCCGUGAACGAGAAGGAUGAGCUCACGAACGGCAGCUACACGGCCACUGUGAGGGGAGAGCAGGAGGAGUGCGUCCUGGAGAAGAUACCCCACACAGAGCCCAGGUGCGCCCUGCUUCUCAACCUCUUCCUCAGCCAGGGCAAGCCCGGCCAGGUACUGAAAAUCACCGCCAAGCAGCGCACUGGCGAACAGAACUUCAUCGAGUGCAUCCGCAAGGGCCUGGAGAACCACUACGGCGACAAGGUGGUGGGUCUGGGAGGCAUCUUCCUGAUCAAGAAGGGCGCUGCCCACCAGCACGUGAUGCGGGACUUCAGCAAGACGCCCAUCCACAGUGACGAGGAGGUGAACGAGUGGCUCAAGUUCUACGAGAUGCCCGCCCAGCUGAACGCCGUGGGCACCCUGGUGACCAAGGAGCACGACCUGGACCUUCGCCUGCAGCACUUCCACUCCUUCUCCUUCAGCAACUGGGGCGGCCACUACCACUACGACACCACGCCGGACAUCGUGGAGUACGAGGCCUACCUGAACGUGGCCGAGCGGGUGGUGCGGGUGGACAAGCCCGUAUCCACUCACAAGGUGGGACGCGACUAGAUCUUAUCUGCCGUAUCUAGUUGUAGCCGACUUUUCCAUUGCCCUAACCCCAAUAAAUAAUAGUAAAUAAACAAAACAUAAGCUCGAAAA